UCUGUGUUCCGUAUUUUUCCUCUGUGUUGUGCGUGUGGGUCAGAGUGCGAACGAGCAAAUGGCAAUAGGCCCUCCUACCGCUGGCAACGUCUGAACGGUUACUUUCACUGGAAAGAAAGCCACAGAUGGCUUGGUAUCAUAAGAGUGACAGAUAAAAACAUUCACAAAGAAGUCUUGGUCGUAACUUUAUGCAAUUUCUUCAGCGCAUUUUGUCAGUUGAAUAGAAACUUUUUUUAUGAGCCACUUUAAAUCCUGGAAGAAUGGCAGAUGACAAAGAUGUGCUGCGAGAUGUUUGGUUUGGGCGAAUACCGACCAGCUUCACUUUGUAUCAAGAUGAGAUUACAGAGAGGGAGGCCGACCCCUAUUAUUUAUUGCUACCAAGAGUAAGCUAUUUGACGCUGGUUACUGACAAAGUGAAAAAACACUUUCAGAAGGUUAUGAAACAGGAAGAUAUGGGUGAGAUGUGGCUUGAAUAUGAAGGCACUCCUUUGAAAUGGCAUUACCCAAUUGGUUUACUUUUUGACCUCCAUGCCUCCAAUACAGCCCUGCCGUGGAACAUCACUGUGCAUUUUAAGAACUUCCCUGAGAAGGACCUCUUGCACUGCACUUCCAAUUAUGUAAUAGAAGCCCACUUCAUGUCUUGCAUUAAAGAAGCGGAUGUCUUAAAGCACAAAGGACAAGUCAUCAAUGAGAUGCAAAAGAAGGAUCACAAGCAGCUAUGGAUGGGCUUACAGAACGACAAGUUUGACCAGUUCUGGGCUAUCAAUAGAAAGCUGAUGGAAUACUCAGUAGAAGAAGGUGGAUUCCGGUACAUUCCAUUCAGGAUAUACCAGACGACAAGCGACCGUCCUUUCAUUCAGAAGCUGUUUCGACCAGUCACUGCAGAGGGGCAGACACACACCCUGGGUGAUUUACUGAAGGAAAUGUUUUCUGCUGCGGUAACUCCUAAUGAUGGUGAGAAGAAGUAUCAAGUGGUGAUUCAUGGGAUUGAGCCAGUGCUUGAGACACCACUCCAAUGGCUAAGCGAACAUCUCAGCUACCCGGACAAUUUCCUCCACAUCAGUGUCAUUCCCAUGCCCACAGACUGAAGAACUGGGCCGGGGUGUUCCUUAUAAAAAUAACAAAGAAAAUGAAAAAAAGACGACUUGCCACCCUCCAGAACAAACUCUUUACAAGAGCUCUCCGGCCCUCCACUUCUGUCAAGUUCUUUCGGAAGCAAUCUGACCAAAAACCCUCACUUCAGUAAGCCAAACAACGAGAUGUGAGAUCUCCACCACCAGAUAAAGGCAGCCUUUGCAUUGCUGCUUCCUUUCUCUGCUGUCGUCAUCAAACCUCAAUUGUGACAUCAAAGAACUACACAGGACCCCUGCGGCUGUAUUCUGGUAAAAGAGGAGAGACAGACAUGGAGACCGGCAAGCCGGUGGAAAGAUGGUUCAUUUCGAUUUGCACCUCUGAUUAGAAAGCAAAGAAACGGGUAUUUCCUAAAGUGUCCACACUUUGAGCUGUAAAAACCUAGCCAGUGGAAAGACAGGUUUACACUUUCCCAGUUCUUAAGGCUGCCUCUGGAAACAGCUUUUCUCAGUAAUACAUGCAAGCAAAGAUUUUUUUAUGGGCUAAAUUACAAGAAGCCAGUGUGAGCGCCUUAAAAGGUCUUCUUCCUUUUCUGGACCCUAUUUGAUCUGGAACAGAUUAUGUAUAAUAGUUAACAGUCCGAAGGGGGGGGGGGGGGGGGCGUGUAUACUAUAUAUAAAUCUUUUAGUAUAAUUACAUAACAGAAGAGUUUAAACAUGCAUGUUUUGUUUUCACAUUUUUGUACCCCAGACAUUUUUUGUUGUACUUGUAUUUCGCUAUGGGUUGUUUACUCCUAACAAACAGCAAAGAAAUAUGUUGCAUGGUCCAUACAGUAUAUUGAUUUUACUCUUAAUCAAUAAUAACACACUGUUAAUAUUCUAAAGAAGGGGGGGGAUUGCAACACAUUUGUACCUGCAUUGGAUCUAUAGAACUCUGCCCUGUAACUGACUGACCCCAAUGUCAAUUGUGACUUUGAAAGAAAGUAUUCACACUGGUUUUAUUAGCGGAGAAGAUGAUUUGGAAAGUUUCCCAACAGACCAGUAACUGUAAUUGUGUAUCAAAAGCAGCUGAAAAUAAUUAUUUAUUUAUAGGAAACAGUGACUAUAACUUCCCACACUCGUCAGCGAUGUUUCAUGUACUGAUCAAGCAUUAGUGAACCACUUGUCAGAAAUCUACGGGAUUUUGACUUUUCCCAAAAGUAUGCGUUAGCAGAAGGCUAUUGCAUUUGUUGAGUCAUUACAUCCUUCAUUGCUGGCAUUCAAGAUGUAAUCUUUUUACACGCAGAUGCCACACAGUAGACAAACCCAAAAAGUCUUAACAUGCCGACAAUGUCUUGCCACAAGCUUUAGGGAAGCAAGUGACUCUCUUUGUAUGUGUGUUAGACUCAUCAAUUAUUUUCUUUUUCAGGCAGUAUACUCCAAUGGUAAUUAUUUGCCAGUGGUGUUGUAACUAUGUCCUCUCCCAGGCUGGAUCACACCUUUCUUAACUCAAGGUCUUACCAGUGUCUUUGAUGUAACUUGCAGUGAUGGCUUUGGAAUAUACAACCCACAAUUACACCUGAUGGAAAUGGCUCACAAAGGAGCAGGCUCCUAAACCUGGAUGUCUCUAAAGGAACUGUAACAAAAAAAGCUGCUCCCUAAAUUCAGAAGAUGUCUACAUGAUAGGCCAAGUAGAUUUUGCAGGCUGGUGAUUGAGAAGGCAAAUCUAUACUUGAUGUUGUCUGAAGCAUCAUCUAUGGUUUGAUUGUGACUGCACCAGUGUGGGUGCACUUUUUGUUCUUUUCUCUCUAAGUGUCAUUGAUCUUAGUCAACUAUAUAUUUUCUGGGAAACUUUCUUUACAGAAUCACUUGUUAAUUGAAUCAGUUGCAUUUUGUAAUCAAAUAUUACAUCUCUUUGCUGUUCACCCUGUUCUCAGUACGCUUUAUUAAAUCAACAGAAAUUCUCUGCUUGUGUGCACCAUACAUUUA
Messenger RNA from Acipenser ruthenus (sterlet), 3038 nucleotides. RefSeq names its product autophagy protein 5. Gene Ontology annotation, cellular component: Atg12-Atg5-Atg16 complex; cytoplasm; phagophore assembly site membrane. The transcript is spliced from 8 exons. The record is from RefSeq and is a predicted model, not a curated record. Gene Ontology annotation, biological process: C-terminal protein lipidation; autophagy of mitochondrion; autophagosome assembly. The coding region runs from base 261 to 1088 and encodes 275 amino acids. Lineage: Eukaryota; Metazoa; Chordata; Actinopteri; Acipenseriformes; Acipenseridae.